UUGUCCCAGCGAUCAGCAGAGCGGCGUGCGGGUACGUCAUCAGCGCAAGACCUCAAGGAGCUCUCGGUAACUACGACUACGAGGAAUCCACUCGCUAUGGCAGACGAGACUGUGGUUGCUGAUCAAGAAAGACUCCUGAAGAGGGUGCAGGACCUGGAAGAGGAAGUGAAGAGACUGCAGGAGAAACUCUUAGAGGGCAAGGAAGGUCCUAGCGUAAGAGAUGCUCCUUCGGCGGCUGGGAAAGCCAGGAAACGCCAGCAACGGCCAUUUGAUUUUAGCGCCUACGGCCGCAGGCACGUGGCACUGAAGAUCGCCUACCUGGGCUGGGGAUACCAAGGUUUUGCCAGCCAGGAGAACACCAGCAACACUAUUGAAGAGAAACUGUUUGAAGCGUUAAAGAAGACGCGGCUGGUAGAUGACAGACAGACCUCCAACUAUCAUCGCUGUGGGCGGACGGACAAAGGAGUCAGUGCCUUUGGACAGGUGAUUUCCCUAGAUCUCCGCUCAAACCUGUCAGAGGGCAAGAAACUAAAUGGUCACCAGGGUGACUUGGAAGGCAAAGGCAGUAACUGUGAGGAUGAGCUCCGCUACACCCAUAUUCUAAACAGGGUGCUCCCACCUGACAUACGUGUGUUAGCCUGGGCCCCUGUAGAGCCUGACUUCAGCGCUAGAUUCAGCUGUCUCAAGAGGACCUAUCGCUACUUCUUCCCUUGUGCAGAUCUGGAUGUGGCCCUCAUGCAUGCUGCCGCUCAGAGAUACGUGGGGACCCACGAUUUCCGUAACUUGUGCAAAAUGGACGUAGCCAAUGGCGUAAUCAACUUCCAAAGAACUAUUCUUAGCGCACAAGUGACGUGGGUGGAUAGGGGAGCAGAAACUGGGCUGCAGGACCCUUUCCGACUGUGCCAGUUUGAAGUGACAGGACUGGCGUUCCUGUAUCACCAAGUCCGCUGUAUGAUGGCAAUCCUCUUCCUCAUUGGACAGAGGAUGGAGAACCCAGAAAUUAUCGAUGAGCUUCUGGAUGUAGCGAAGAACCCCCGAAAACCACAGUACAGCAUGGCAGUAGAGUUUCCCCUGGUUCUGUAUGACUGUGAGUUUGAGAACAUUCAGUGGCUCUAUGACCGAGAAGUGCAGGAGUUCAAUGUUACGCACCUACAGCAGCUUUGGGCCAACCACGCGGUCAAAACUCAAGUGUUACGUGACAUGUUACGAGGCCUAGAUGCUGCUCCUGUGGCUACUGAAAAAGUUACAGGCCCAGGAAACCUCAGUACUGUCCUCUGGGGAGAUAUGAAACCUCCAGUCCAUAAUCAGGUCAGCAGCUUUGUUGAAGGAGUCAAAGCUCGCACUUACAAGCCUUUACUGGACCGCCCCAAGUGCGAGGGCUUGGAGUCCCGCAUCCAUCACUUUGUGCAGAGGGGACGCAUCGAAAUGCCACAGGGCAGGUAAAGAGAGACCGGAGCGGACCCAGAGCCUAAGAGAAGCCACGGCGAUGCCACAGAGAACGGCGAUAGCACUGAGCAAGCUCCCAAGCGGGUCUGCGUAGACACCGAGUGAUGACAGCAGGUUUC
Molecule: messenger RNA, 1565 nt
Organism: Struthio camelus australis
Lineage: Eukaryota; Metazoa; Chordata; Aves; Struthioniformes; Struthionidae
Gene: PUS3
Product: pseudouridine synthase 3
Biological process (GO): tRNA pseudouridine synthesis; mRNA pseudouridine synthesis
Cellular component (GO): cytoplasm; nucleus
Molecular function (GO): pseudouridine synthase activity; RNA binding
Source: RefSeq, a predicted model, not a curated record